UGCCAGCUUUGUGGCGACGCAGUGCCUCCCAAGUUCAACGUUAAAUAUACUGAGGGGACAGGAUCACGGAAGCUCUCCGCGAUUGAGCGGUCCUCGUUUGAGGUGGGAGUGGAGGGAACUCUCCGGCAAGGCUGAGGGGGAUGCGGGGCCAGCUUGAGACGUGGCUGGGAGUUGCUCGGUGACUUUCUCCCUUUGGCGCCGCUGGCAAUAAUAUGAGCAAAGUCACAGCGCGGCUCACCGAGGUCCGGGAGCUGCAGCCGCCAUGCUCACACUCAAAGGCAGCUUCAGUCUGAAGUCCCUUCUGCUAGCGGUCUGGAUCUUACAGAGCACAGGGGCUGAGCACUCUAUAGAGGAGGCAGAGGGAGAUCUGCUCUUCUUGAUGGACAGUUCUGGAAGUAUCUUGCCCUAUGAGUUCACCAAAUUGAAAGAGUUUGUUGUUGGUUUACUGAAGCCAUUCAUCAUAGGCCCCAGCGAUGUGCAGGUCAGCUUCAUGCACAUUAGUGAUGACCCAGUGGUGGAGUUUCCAUUUAAUAAGUACAUGUCGAACACUGCUCUCCAGUGGGCUCUUCUGAAUAUGAAACAGAAAUUGGGAGACACCAAUACUGGCAAGGCACUGACUCAUGCCAAAGACACCACGUUCACACAGAAAGCUGGUGCCAGAUCAGAUGUUCCAAAGGUCCUGGUAUGGCUAACAGAUGGGGUAUCAUCAGACGAUAUAUCAGAGCCCAUCCAGCUCCUCAAGGACCUCGGGGUUACAAUUUUCAUUGUUAGCACGGGCAGGGGCAAUUAUAUUGAACUAAAGGCUGCAGCUAGUGAACCAUCAGAAAGACACCUAUAUUACGUGGAUCCGGAUGAUAUGUACGUUAUUACUGAGGAGCUGCGUAACGAAAUUCUAGAGAUUAUCCAGGCUAAAAAGCUGCGGGCAUUGGACAUCACAGCGAGCAGCUUUCGCUUGUUGUGGCCCAAGCUGCUGAGCAGUGAUACAGACUAUUAUCUGAUUGAGUACACUCUGCUCACUGAGCCUCAAAGGAAAUCAUGGAAAACCGUCACUGGAGAUGAAACAAGUGUUGUUCUGCGACAGCUGCUACCAGAGACCACAUAUGAAGUGAAACUUACUCCAAUAAGUAACAACAACUAUAACAAACCCCUCGUGACAAAGGUAACUACACUGGAAGAUGAGACCAGUCCACAGAUAAUCCUAAUCUCUGAGUCACGCCCGAGAAGUUUUCGGGUCAGUUGGGCUCCGACUCUGCUCAGUGUUGCUUCCUACGAGGUUCUGUAUGGGAUCCUUCCGGCGGGUGAGCCCAGUUUACUCACCAUUGACAGCAGCCAGAACAGCACAGUCGUGAACAAUUUGGAGCCCAACACCACCUACCUGGUCACAGUGUCAGCCCUGUACCAUUCCGGCAGAACAAAAGCAUUAUCGGCAAAGGCUUGCACUCAGGACGGGAAUUCCAAAAUUGACAACAUGAAGCUUACUAACAUCAGCCCCACCAGUGUAAUAGCCUCAUGGGACCCUGCCAGAGGAACAGUGCUGCACUACAAGGUGAGGUGCACUCGUCAUCGAAGAAGCCCAUCUGUGAGAACCAUUCCAGCACAGGUCCGAAGUGUGCUAUUAACAGACCUCAUUCCAGGGACUGACAAUCGGAUUUGUGUGAAGGCAGUGUACAGAAAUGGUGCAAGGCGAGGCUUGUGCAGGACAGCACACACACCACAGCAACGAGAUUCCUUGUCAUUUAAGACACAAUCUACCAAAUCGUUCUGCAUUCAAGAGCACCAGUGCUGGUAAAAAUGGUGCAUAAAUCUUAAUGGAAGCUGUAACACAACAGGACUCAUCAAAACCAGAAACAUUUGUUAGGAUUAAUAACUUGCAGAGUUCAAUGUUGCCCAGUUGGAGGAAGGUCACCAUGUGUCAGUGUUGUACAAGCAACUGAGAUGUGUAAAUCCCCAGUAACUCAGUGUACUGUGAUUCUAGGUUCCUGGCACACUCAACUUUCCCCAUUUUAAGUCUGAUGAUCUUGGACAGUGCUCAGUGUGUAGAAUUUGGUUGAUUGUAAAGAUGACUGGAUAAUUCGCUGCUUGUUUUCACAUUCUUGUUGGGCAGGGCUGAGAUCCAUCUAAUAGUGACACUACUCUAAGAUGUCAGCCUAUUUUUAUAUAUCAAAUUGCAAAAAAUCUGGCUCAGAGGCAGGUGCUGUACCACACUUUCAGCACUAGUGUUGUUGAGAGAUUUUUUUCAGUGCCAAUAAUAUAGCUCUGCUGCUGCAAGGUUGUAUUCUGAGAAACAUCUCAAGAGGCAGCUUCACAUCCAUAGCACUUUUAUUUACUCUUCAAAAAAAAGUUUUGAAAUUAAGAUGGCCUCCUGAACAGCUAAAAAGCAUCUACUGUUUGAAAAGGGAUGACUCUGCUUGCUAGCUCAAUGUGUUGCACACGUGGGUACUGAGCCAUACAGAAUGUCCCAGGUUUGAUCCCUAGUUUGCAGUGCUUCAGUUAAUCUCAGACAGGGUGGGCAUGGGGAGAGCUGCAAGUGGCCUCAUGCCCAUCAAAGAGGUGAAAAAAGUCAGCUGUGAUUCCUUCUUCCGAUCACCAGCCCAAUGACUCCCAUUGAAAAGUGCAUGUGUGAAUGUCUGGUAAAGAACCAAUACCAAAUCCUGUGAAACAGGCAAAAUGGCACAUCUUGUAUUCUGCCAGACACGGGGCUAGGACAUUUAUACUUCUGAAAGAAAAUGCAAAUUAUAUGGAAUUUUUCAGAUCUGUGCACAAUUUUUGAAAUAGGAAAUGCUAACAUUUAAUAGCUCAGUAACUACCUAAUCCUUAUAAAACUCAGUGUAAAUUUAGCAGUUUAUAUUUGGUUUCGACAAUAUGCGUAAGCCAUUACUUGUAUCAAAUUAAAAUGUGAAUUCACAUGUACUGCUAACGGAAUGAUUCCACCAGCUGCAGCUCAUGUGUAUUUUGAAAACUAUGUGUGCUCUUUCAAUAACUUGAAAUUUCUCAUAAUGAGCUAAAUGGCCUCCUUCUGUUCCCUAGUGAUUCUAUAUUCCUGCUAAAAUAAAAAGAAGUGCAUUUGGAA
This is a messenger RNA of Carcharodon carcharias (great white shark), 3070 nucleotides long. RefSeq names its product von Willebrand factor A domain containing 1 (gene vwa1). Gene Ontology annotation, molecular function: protein binding. The record is from RefSeq and is a predicted model, not a curated record. Lineage: Eukaryota; Metazoa; Chordata; Chondrichthyes; Lamniformes; Lamnidae. The coding region runs from base 263 to 1789 and encodes 508 amino acids. The transcript has 6 exons.